GCGGCGGCAGCAGCGGGCGGAGGCCGCGGAGCUCCGGCACCCACCCCCCCCGCCCCCCUUCCCUGGCCCUCCGCCCUCACAAGGCCUUUCCUCCCUUCCCUCACCCUCCUCUCCUCCGCCCCGCCCGGCCUCGCCAUGCGGAGGGAGAUGAACGGGGUCACUAAGAGCCGCUUUGAGAUGUUCUCAAACAAUGACGAAGCUGUGAUCAACAAAAAACUUCCAAAAGAGCUGCUGCUUCGAAUUUUCUCUUUCCUGGAUGUGGUCACUCUGUGUCGUUGCGCUCAAGUUUCCAGGGCGUGGAAUGUUCUGGCCCUGGAUGGCAGUAACUGGCAGCGGAUUGACCUGUUUGAUUUCCAGAGGGAUAUUGAGGGCCGAGUAGUUGAGAACAUUUCUAAAAGAUGUGGGGGUUUCUUGCGGAAGCUGAGCCUGCGUGGCUGCCAGGGAGUGGGAGACAAUGCGUUAAGGACAUUUGCACAGAACUGCAGAAAUAUUGAAGUCUUGAACCUGAAUGGCUGUACCAAGAUCACAGAUGCUACGUGUACCAGCCUCAGCAAGUUCUGCUCUAAACUCAGGCACCUCGAUUUGGCUUCUUGCACCUCCAUAACCAACCUGUCUCUGAAAGCACUGAGCGAGGGAUGUCCACAGCUGGAACAGCUGAAUAUCUCCUGGUGCGACCAAGUGACUAAGGAUGGCAUCCAGGCCCUGGUGAGAGGCUGUGGUGGGCUCAAAGCCCUGUUUCUGAAAGGCUGCACGCAGCUUGAGGAUGAAGCUCUGAAAUACAUCGGCGCCCAUUGUCCCGAUCUGGUGACUUUAAACCUUCAAACGUGCUUACAAAUAACAGAUGAUGGUCUCAUUACAAUAUGCAGAGGAUGCCACAAGUUACAAUCCUUGUGUGCUUCAGGCUGCUCUAACAUUACAGAUGCCAUCCUGAACGCCCUGGGACAGAACUGCCCGAGGCUUCGAAUAUUAGAAGUUGCAAGGUGUUCUCAACUAACAGAUGUGGGCUUUACCACUCUAGCUAGGAACUGCCACGAGCUUGAAAAAAUGGACCUGGAAGAGUGCGUGCAGAUAACAGACAGUACACUAAUCCAGCUUUCCAUACACUGUCCAAGGCUUCAGGUUCUGAGUUUGUCCCACUGUGAGCUGAUCACGGACGACGGGAUUCGCCACCUGGGAAACGGCGCCUGCGCCCACGACCGUUUGGAAGUGAUCGAGCUGGACAAUUGCCCCUUGAUCACUGAUGCCUCCCUGGAGCACCUGAAGAGCUGCCACAGCCUGGAGAGGAUAGAACUGUACGACUGUCAGCAAAUCACACGGGCAGGGAUCAAGAGACUCAGGACCCACUUACCCAAUAUCAAAGUCCACGCCUACUUCGCGCCCGUGACUCCCCCUCCGUCGGUCGGAGGCAGCAGGCAGCGCUUCUGCAGAUGUUGCAUCAUCCUAUGACACUGGCAGCAGUCGCCCCAGAUGCAAACUGAGUAUUUCCUGACACUUGUAGAACCACGAGGGACACCAGUAUCUUCGAGGGAAGCGAUACCAGUGUCGUUGGCGAGGGCCAGUGAGCAGGGCUGGGGGUGCCAGGCCCCCGGACCUCCCCCCACCCCAGACGCCUGCAUCUCCCUCCUCCGCCUGCCCCAGCAGACUGAUGGACUGGGCAGUGUGGGAGCUGGAGCUGAGAUGGCUCUUUCUGUAGGUGGAUCGGUGUCCCUCUGAACCAUUCCUACUGGGCGUGCUCAGACAAAACCAUCCCGGUAAGGAGGGGAGGGGAUUGCAAACCCGGAACAACUGUUGCUGCUGCUGAGCUUGGAAUAGCAACUGAAGCCCUUUGGAGAGGGGGGAGAGAAGGGGGAGAGGAAAGGAACAUGCUUUAAGCCUGCAUCCCAGAGAGAGAAAAACAACCCCAACCACCCCAAACCUGAAACUCCCGCCAAGCUCUGUGUCCGUUUUCCAGGGAGGGAACGAACCAGCAGCUGUUGUGAGACGUGAUUUCCUUGUGCUUCUCCGCUCCCCGUGCUCCCCCCGUGCAUGCCCACCUCCGAGCUUCAUCUCUCUCCCCUGUCCUGUGGCAUCCAGCUCAGAGCCUUCCUAAAUUGUCGUGAUAGAGCUCGAAAUCCGUCAUGCCGGGCUGGUUCGGUUUGUUUCUUACCCUCCCUCCACCUUGCUUUUUGGGGAUGUUUUUUACAGGUUUCUAACUCGGUCACUUUUCUCUUAUUUUUUUUUGUUGCCAUUUGAGUUACAAAUUAAUCGUUUUAAGUUAGAGAAAAGUACUUGUUUUACCCUGAGAAGCCUGAGCCUGUCACGGCCUGUUUCGAAGUGGAAGUGAGCUGUGCUGCAGGCUGGGCUUCUUGCAAGCUUCCUGGCUGGUUUUCAUCAGCAGUUUGGGUCUCCAGAUUCGUUUUGCAUUUCGGGUUUUACCCCAGUGACAAGAACAAGAACUCUUGAGACAGAGGAGGGGAAAAAAAAAGGGUUCUAGUCUCUGCUCCAGGGACUGUGAGUUCCCUACUCGUCCUCUCCUGUCCCUCUGACCUUCAUCCUCCCUCCCAAGGAAAAGCAAAAUAGAAUCUUUUUGCUUGUUGCCCUGAUCAAGAGAUCAGGGAGGAGGAGGAGGAGGAGGAGGCACGGGCCUGAAACUGGCCCUAAGCUGCUGGCACAUUUUUCCUCUGGGUGAUUGUGCUGACGUUGGCAUCCUCUGCAGGUAAGUGUCUUUGCCCAGGAGGAAGAACCCUCUGAGUGAAAUGGGGAUUUGCUCUGUGCCAGUCCUGCCUGGUCUGUGUCCUUAGCAACUGGUUUUGGGGCAUUUCAGGCAAGAUGAGGCACUUCUGAGGAGCAGAAGCUCCGGACUCCUCAGUGCUGGCAGUUCCAGAUGCCCAGUACGAACCAAGAGCAGAUGGGCAGAUGCCAAGGGCUUUAGGAGGGCAGAACUUGGCCAAACCCUAAGGGGUUUUGUGAAGGACAUGUGGAUGAUUCUGCUCUCCCUGCCCUCUGCACCCUGGGAUGGAGGGAAGCACCUGUGUGACGGGUGCUUGCUGCUGGCUGAGGCAGUGAGGAGCGAGGCUGUGGCUCCAUCCCAGCUGCCAGCACCCAAGGGAGCAAUGCUUUGUGUGUUGGAGGAGGAGUGGGGCUCAGCUUUAUCCCUGGGGCUUUGCUCCAAGGACAGUGCUUUGCCUUCCCAACGCCUUCUGAGCCCUUCAGGUGGGGCAGAAGGGUCACUUGGCACCAGCGAGCUGCAUCCCCCUUCAACUCCAGUAUCUGUAGAUGCCUCACCAAGCCCUGCAGAUGCCCAGUGUGCUGGGAGGAAGCCCUGUGUGCUGUGUUUAAAAGGAUACUGUCAACUCCUUGCCUCUAGCCCGCUCUGAACCUGGGAUAUUUAUUCAACCCCCUCUCUAGCGCUGCGGAUUCUCUCUCCCCGACGAGCAGGUCCCUCUGCUUCACCUGCAGAACCCCCUUCUCCCCCUUUUCAGGGUGGCAGAAGAUUAUGGUCCUUCCCAGGAUGACAGAAGGCCUGGGGGGGUGGGGAGUUCCCCCCUCCCUUUUUGUGUGACCUGCUCUAGGCGGUCGUGCUCUGGCAGCGGGGUUGGACUGGGUGAUCUCUCAAGGUCCCUUCCGACCCUUAACAGCAUCUGUGAUACUGUGACCCCUCUGUUCAGCUUCUGCUGGGGCUGGGGAUAGCUGACAUGGAUUUGCAGGAAGCCAAGGUGUAGUUGGCUGACUGAUUCCUUUGUACCAGAGCAGAGUUUUGCAAGGAAAACUCACGAAUGCAGAACCCAAAGCAUUUUAAGGGGGAUUUUUUUGUGUCCAGACAGGGUGACAGCAUUAAGGUAGCUCAAACUACUUGACAGUGUCCUUUUAAGUCAAUUAUCCGUCUUCAAAUGGACUCUUCCUUCUGUUUGUAUUUAUGAAUACCAAUAAACACCAUUUUCCAA
Molecule: messenger RNA, 3923 nt
Organism: Colius striatus (speckled mousebird)
Lineage: Eukaryota; Metazoa; Chordata; Aves; Coliiformes; Coliidae
Gene: FBXL20
Product: F-box and leucine rich repeat protein 20
Exons: 15
Coding region: 136-1446 (436 amino acids)
Biological process (GO): SCF-dependent proteasomal ubiquitin-dependent protein catabolic process
Cellular component (GO): SCF ubiquitin ligase complex
Molecular function (GO): protein binding
Source: RefSeq, a predicted model, not a curated record